GCAGAAAAUGGCGACACUUCCCCCGACUCCUGGUCCCCCAGCUCACUCCAUGUUCCCCUCUCUGCAUGCCCAUAGUUUGGCUCCUUGUGCCAUGUCAUCCCCAGACUGGUGAAAGAAGGUGGGGAGGGAAAAACCACCUUUGGAGACUGAGCAGUAACUGAGAGGUAACAGUUCAGGGAGGCGGUUAGAGCCGUUGGGGGUGGCACAAGGGCAGUUGGAGGGUGUCUCCAGGCAAGCAGCUGGUCCAGGACAGGGACAAGGUGUGGAUGUGGGUAUGGGACUGCCCACCUACUCCCGGAUCUGAUCUUGCAGUAUAUUGAUCCCUAUUGCUCAGAGAUGAGAAAUGGCAAGCAAGAAGAAAGAAACCCAGUUCCAGACCAUAAUAACCAAUCAAGACCAGUGGGAUGAAGUGUUGCUAAAGAAAGGUGUAGUAGUAAUAGAUGUGUAUCAAGCUUGGUGUGGUCCUUGCAAAGCUGUGUUGAAUUUGUUCAGAAAGCUGAAGACUGAGUUUGAUGAUGAUGAUGUGUUGCAUUUUGCAGUGGCAGAGGCUGACAACAUUCCAACUCUGGAACCAUUUAGGAAAACAUGUGAGCCUGUGUUCCUUUUUUGUGUUAAUGGCAAAAUUAUUGCCAUGGUGAGAGGUGCAAAUGCUCCUCUUCUAACUAAGAAAACAAUAGAGCUAGUGGAAGAAGAGAGGCAAAUUGCAGCUGGACAGAAGGAACGCAUCGAGGUAGAUGAACUUGUUUUCCCAGAAGAGAAAUCAUCAGAAGAGAGUAUUGAGGGCAAUGCACCCAAGGAAGAAGAGGUCAAAUACUCUGUUGGAAUUAUAAAACCUGAUGAUGUCUUAGAGGGACGCGUAAAAGAAAUUAAAAAAAAGAUUAAAAGAGCAGGAUUUACCAUUGAAGUGGCAGAGGAAAAAAUGCUAACUGAAGAGCAAAUCAGAGCAUUCUAUGGCCACAAUAAAGAACAGCCCGAUUUUGAAGAAUUUGUUCAAUACAUGAUGAGUGGACCGUGCCACGUUUUGGUAAUCACUAAAAAAGGAGCACCUGCCGAUAUUCCUCACUGGAAAGAGCUACGUAAAUUGAGUGGGGAUGAUGGCACUGAGGAGUCAGGCAGCUUGGAAGGAACCAUGGAAACCGAGAGUUUAUUAAACCUAUGUGAUGUGCAAGACAGUGUAGAAGAGGCCAGCAGGCAACUUGCCUUCUUUUUCCCAAAUUUUGAUAAAAAUAAGACAGACCAAAAAGCUGAAAGGACUUUGGCUUUAAUUAGACCUUCUCUCUUAAAGGAAAGACGAGAUUCUGUCAUGCAAAGAAUAAGGGAUGAUGGCUUUGAAAUAGUAAUGCAGAAAGAAAUAAUCCUAUCUGAAAAACAAGUACGUGAAUUUUACAAAGAGCAUGAAAAUGAAGACUACUUCCCAGUCCUUCUAGAGCAAAUGACCAGUGGUCCAACUCUUAUACUUGCUUUAACACGAGAAAACGCUGUAGCACACUGGAGAGGUUUAUUAGGCCCAAAGACUCUUGAAGAGGCUAAGGAAGAUCCAAACAGUUUACGUGCACUGUAUGCAGUGGACAGCAGUCCUAUUAAUCAGCUGCAUGGUAGUUCCACAACCGAUGAUGCUCAGAAGGAAUUGGAGUUCUUCUUCCCUCAGGAGCACACACUGGCAGUAAUCAAACCUGCUGCUGCUAAGGAGCACAAAGAUGACAUUAUGCAAAAAGUUAAAGAUGCUGGGUUUACCAUCUCAAAGAUUAAAGAAGCAGCUUUAACUCGUGAUAUGGUUGCACAUUUUUAUAAGGAUCAUGAAGGAAAAUCAUUUUUUGGUGACUUAUUGUCUUCUAUGACUGAGGGCCCAUCAGUGAUAAUGGUGUUAUCAAAGGAAAACGCUGUGGAAGAGUGGAGGCAACUAAUGGGUCCAACUGAUCCAGAAGAGGCAAAAAAUAUCUCUCCUGAAUCAAUUCGAGCCCAGUUUGCACAAGAUAUUUUGUCUAAUGCUGUUCAUGGAUCAUCUACGAAACAACAAGCACUGGAAAACAUUCAGUACAUAUUUGGAGAGAUUGAUAUAGAUUGAACAAUUAAGAUGCAAUCUCUGAAAAUUGAUAUUAAUGUAAUUAGAUGGCUUUGUUUACCCAACCACCUAUACUUGAGAGUAUAUACACACACAUUUUCCUUCAUGCUCCAUCCACUUUUUCAUUAGCCAGUUUUUUGUUGUGACCUUUGCAAAACAUAACAAUGUAACAAGCAACACCUUCCAGAACUUAGAUGUUAGUAGUGAUUUCUUUAUAUAUGCUUACUAGAAAGUUUUUCUUUUAGCACUUUGACAGGUUUAUGUCUUUCCAACAGUUCUAAGGUGCUUUGUAUAUAACUGCCUUUCAAAACAAAACAAAACAAAACAAAACACCACCACAGGGUUAAAGAAGGUCGUUGAAACAUUGUAAACGCUGUUAACGACACGUCCACUGUGAUGCAGAUUGAGUCCUACAGUUCAGACACCUACAAAGGAGAAAUGCUUGAAGGUAGUGGAGACAUUGCUACAAUAUGGACAGAGACCAGCAGCAAGUGUGGGAAUGCUCUCCAAGGGAGAAGGAGCCAGGAACCAAGUGCGAGGCCUCACCACACCCAAGCAGAACUAGGGAGCCAAGUCCAUCAACAAUUCCAGACAAAAGAAGUAACCAACCAUGUCCAGGACCCAUUCAAGGGUCCAGCCAGGAACAAUAGGCAAGAGAUUCAGAGACAAGCACUCCAGCAACACAGCUCAGGCAAGGAUUAAGGCCAAGUGUGAGGUUUAAAUUGGGCUCCUGAGCCUGUUGGUCAAGCUAUGAGUGCACAUCCCAGGUGAGUCUGUUCAGGGCUAUUAAGGCCUAUUGGUUCCCUCGGGCCCCUGAAAAAAAACCUUUGCACUGUUUAUUUAUCCUUUCCCUAAACAUCUUCCAACAAUUACUGUCACAGGUAAGACGAUAAACUAGAAGGUCUAUUCCGGUCCAUUUACUCAAUUCAAAUGUAUCAGAUGAAGUAAAAUAUAAAGUCAGCUCUCACAUAACAGCUAUUCUUGACAUAUCACUCCUUGCCAAACUACUCAAAUUGUAUCCUGUCCCAGUCUAGCUUGGCUGGCCUUCAUGAAGAACACAAAUAUCCUUUGUAGCUGAUAUAUUGUCACUUUUGCUGUCUGAGUCUGUUGAAGGUUGAGGUACUGAAGAAUGGCAUUCAACUAAAGCAACUUACUUACAGCAUUGAUUAGAAGUGCAAAGUCCAGAAAGAAUCUUUCCCACACUUCCUUUAUUGUUCCUAUUGUAUUUAAUAAAACUAGCUGUUUUAAAGAACUUCCUGACAAAUAUUUCUGUUGUGAUGGGGCAUUUGUUAUUAUAGACAUUCCUCCAGUAGAAGUUGGACUGAGUGUUCUCCUGGUGGCCCAUUUUCACCUACAGCUGCUUUAUUGCCAUAAAUUCGAGUUGAGGCUAGCUAGCCUGUAGGAAGCUACAAUUAGUGCAGAAUUUAUAUGUCAACUCAUGAGGUGAGUUCUGAGAAAUGUACUUCAGAAUUACUGUAUGGUUUUUGGCUUAUUUUUCCUUCAAAAAACCAUUAAAACUGUUCUUUCGGACAUUAUUUCAGCACUUUGUGUCUUUUGGGUGCUGGCAUGUUGUACUUUAAACCAAAAAGCAGUCUCAGAAAAAGCCUGAGCAGGGCAAUUUCAGAGACACAAAUUCAGUUCAUUUCCCAAGAUCCUUGCUAGAGUUAAUGGCUUUCCUACCAACGGCACAAAUACAGUUUUGAAGUUUUAGAUGGGAUUAUUUUUUUAUGGGAAUAGAAAUGUAAAACAGCAAAAUAUGUUUAUGUCUUAAGAGGUCGUUAAUUUUCUGAUGGUAGUUCACAACCAAAUAGGGAAUGUUUGAUAGGUAUCACACACAGGUUUUGAAUACUGUGGAUUAUCUGAUCUUAAAUCUUGGUUAGUUGUCAUGGUACAGAAGCUCUGCCUGGUUAAGUAUAAUAUAAUUUUAUAUACUGAGUUAUUGCUUGUUUAAUAACCAUUCUUCGUCCUCCAUUACAUCAUUUUCAAGUAAUAUAACAUGCUUUUUCUCCUUAGUUCAACUGUUAGCUGUCAAAGGACUGCAUAUAUUUGGGUUCAUAUAUUAAUGUGUGUCACUUAUGACCUAGGGGUAACACAAGUGCUUGGUUAAAAUGAUUCAGUAGAUUCCAUUGCAAUAUGACACAUAGAUCUAUGACAGUUUUUCUUCCCAUUGCAUAAGUAUGCAAAGCUAAACUGAAAUGUGGAAACAUUUAAUUUAUCAAUGCUUAUUUGCUUCUCCUAAACAUGGUCUUGAUCUUAAUGUGUUUUAGCAGCUUUUGAAAGAAGGAAUUCAAGAGAUACAUUUAAAAUUACAAAAAUGUUUCAGUCAGCUGUUGGAGAGAUUCAGAUUCACAAAGGCUGUGUAUCUUUGAGUUACAGACUUGUAGAAUUAUCAAAAUAUCACGUGUGUAAAAGCAUGGCAAUUGAAAUACAGUCACUAUUUUAACAAAUCACCUUGUCUCUUUAAAGGUUUAACUCAAUACAUAGGUAUUAUACACAAAAUUUAGACUGCCAUCCACUCUUCUUCAAAUUUAAAUUACUGUGACAUGGACAUGGAUGUAAUGUUUAAGAGUUUGAGCACUUUUGAUGAGAUCAGCAAACAUUUGCAUUUAUAGAGUCAGGAGAAACGUGUUCCAACAUAAAUUCAAUUGAGUCUCACAGAUGAAAAUCUUCCUGCAAUUAAGUUUACACAGCUCCUUUACCUACAAAUCUUACAGAAAGUCUGACUCUGUCCUUUCAUCUCAUAUCUAAAUGCCAGACCAAAAGAGGAUGUGACCUUCAUGAUCAUUUAUUUAGAAAAUAUCUUGUGGUUCAACAUAGAAUUAGGUAGUGCAGAGAUGUGAUGAAAAUUCUUCCAACACUAACAAAAGAUAACAUAGUUAUUCUUCUGAGUUUUGUCCCAGCAGGAGAGAAAGGGAACCACAAGACAUGUUUAUUUGUAAAACAGACCACAUAGUUCCUUGUUUAGGAACUUUAAUGAAAUAAUAAUCUGACACUAAGACUAUAUUAAAGCUCUGUUUCAGUUUAGAAUGAUAAACAAGCUGGUUCUAAAUCUCAAAAUACUGUUUAAGAAGAAUUAGUAUGUCUCAUUGUAGCAAGUAUUUGUACUGAAUUACUGCACAAUCAAAUAAGAGAAGCUUUUUUCCCCACCAAGGAGAAGGAGCCGAUCAGCUUGUGGUUAUGUACUGCUGCUGUUUUUCCUUUGCUCUGACUGCUACACUGACAGGUCACACCUUGCAAGGAUCUGUUCACUUUAUCUGCUGUUCUUUGUGGGCAACGGAUUAGCUUUGUGAUUACCUCCAUCAGAUGAUAAAUGCUGAUGUGCUCUGAGUAUCUACCAACUAAAGUUUCAUCAUACUGUAACAAAAAUGUUUAGGGUGUUGUUCUGCUUGGGGCAUCUCUUGAUCACUCUGAUGCAUCCAUUAACCUUCUACUUGUAACAUGCAUUGUCUGACAUAUUUAAGGUACAUUUGGCUUUUGAUCUUAGUAUUCUCAUCUAGAGAAAAGAACUGUGUCCUCCCUUCCAGCCACUUUCCUUUAUGCUUAUUGCCAUACUGGUUUAUCCACAAGCCUCUUGGCAACAACAACAGGAGCCAGUCUCAUAUUAACAGAUUAUCUGGAAUGCCCUGAAUUUACUGCAUCUCUAGGAAGCAAGCUUGAAAUCUGUUUCACCUUCCAAUAAAGCUGUUGUUCAGUUUUGGAGAUGUUACAAGAAACAUAGUGUCAGCAGUUGAAAUUAAAUGUAGAGUCUUUACUAGGUCUAAUUAGAAGUAAUGUACCUCUAUAGAAAUUAAAUACUUAUUUGUAGGUCCUUGCAAGUUACUGCUUUCUACCAUAAAUGGAAACAUAAUUUUGAAUCUUUGUUGACCGAUAUUGACAGAUUUAUAUUUAUUUACAAAAUUAAUUGGAGCUGAUGUGGUCUACCAGAAAAAUCUGGUUGAGGAAAAGUUUUCCUAAGUUCACUUACAUCCAGCUUCUAAGCACAACCAAAAAGUGUGUGUCGGUUGUGCAUAAUUGGAGUAAAUAUUUUUUCAGGUUUAAUUCAUUUGGAAUCUAGGUUGCAAUGCUGGAUCAAAUAAUUUAAGAGCUGUUUGAGUAUUUUGGACUGGAAAAUCUUCUUUUUAUUUGUACAGGAAGUAUUUCUUAGUUAUAUGCAAUGACUGGACAAAAAUAACAAAGCUACAACACUGAGCUGAAUUAAUGUGACCGGGUCAUUCAGGUCCUGUUGGAGGGGAGGUUAUGGCUUUUUUAAAAUGUGGUUCAUAAAGAAGUUUUGAUUUGCAUUUACAGUGAGCUUCUAAAACAGUGCCAAUUAUUCACAAUUAGAGUAAAUAUUUUUUCAGGUUUAAUUUUUUUGAAAUUGAGGUUAGAACAUUCAGUCAAAAUUUUCAGUGGCAGCUCUUACUAAACUGAGUACCUCUGUGUGGGAGGUAGUAAGAAACACACUAAAAACAUCUGUUCAGUGUUCCAGGCAACUUUUAUUUUAUAUGAAAAAAAUGUCAAGGCCCUCAGCUGUAGCACUGAGAAAAAAAAUGGACACCUCACGUUUUGGCCUGUUAUUUUUUUCAGCUGUGAAUAGGUACAGUAAUUACUUUCAUCCACCAUUUGCCCACUCUGCUAAACAAAGGUUUCAUGACUGUGGUGCUGGGGUGCACUAGCAUGGCAAUGACUACAUCUGUCCGUGGAUGUGCAUGAGGAGACGUGACUCUGACUUUUUGCCAGAUGUCAGGGAGCAGAACUGGGGAGUGAGGCCAUGUAGGGACACAGGAUGAUACACCUCCCUGCUCAAACAGCCCUUGCUGUGCCAACACCUGUUUCGCGACUUCGCAAGGGAAGGGCAGCAAGCUGAAGUGUGGGAAUGUUCCAAGUCUGCAUUCAGCUGGUAUUUGAUUUUGCAGUGGGUUAAUAAUUGUAAGCCAUUUUUAAAACUGAGUGAGUUAUGUUAGUCUUGAAUUGUGUUGGCCCAUGGCUUCGUAAAAUAUAGAAAAAAUAAUAUUUGGGAAAACAAAAGGGAACAGUAAGGGAAACUUUACUAAUUAGUUCUCCUUGUCUGCACAUCUGCUUUUUGUAUUAUGAUAACCCCUGCUUUUUGCUAUAUUGCCUUUCCUUCUUCCGUAUUUUUACCAUAUUAGAAUAAAAGUUGGUGAACAUAAAGCAUACAUUAAAAUGUCAAUUAGUUUGGAAACACUGGGCUUGGUGCACUGAAGGUUACUGCAAGAUACUGAAAUCCUCAGUCCAAUAACGGUAACUUACAGAAGAAAUGGUGACGAUUCUUUGUAGAAUAUAAUUUUUACAUUUUACAUUUCUCUGAUAUCAAACAAUGAAAAGAAAUAUUUUAACAGUUGUAAAAUAAUACUUAACGUUGCUACAAAGUCUAGCUAGCUGUUCCAAAGGUUUCAUUCAACAAACACCACACUUGAUGAUGUUGACAAUAAAACUUGUUAAAGUGACAUAUCACAACUUCGGUAAUUUUUACUUCAACAUCACAAUGACUAAUUUUUAAUAGCUAACCUUACACGUAUUCAUUGGGGUAUUUUAAACUGGGCUGCGGCAGUUGUACCACCCUCUUCUCCCCUCUCCCUUUCCUCCCGAUGAGAUCCCGAGUUUUCAAUAGGAUAGCUGAUGGCUCUUUAACACCUUUUGUGUCCGCUGUGCCUGUGCUCACAGAACCUCCUUGGCCAGUGCCAACAGUCACGUCCCCCUUCCCGGGGCACUGUGACUCCUCAUGCUCAACGCCCCCCGCUCCCCCCCGCCCCCCGCUUGGGGGAUCAGGAGCGGCAGGACCUUCGAUCAACAGACAGGGUACUCAGCCAAGGGAGAAGCUUCUGGACCAUGCUCUUAAUUAUCACAACCAGAUCGGACCUGGCUGUAAAACGGGACAACCUUGGAGUGGUCUUCUCUGAGCAGUGGGUCUGUGAACAGAGCCCUCCCCUCAGAUCAGGGACCCCGUUUUCGGACACUUCCCGGGACUGAGAGCCCUCAUCUUCUCUUCGGUAAGUGAGUUUCUUCUGGAGAUAUUCUUCAGUGAGCCUUUGCCCACUCCGGGCAAGCGAUUUUUUCUUCUGGGUACCCCUGAGUGAAAGAGGCCUCUUCUUUCUGUGAGUGAGUGUCUGCACGCUGUGGAUUAUCAUUUUUGAGCUGUCGUACGGAAAUAAUAUCCUGAACUAGUAUAUUGAACCUGCCUGUAGCAUAUUAAAUGUUGUUGGAGUGCUGACUGAUUUUGGACAAACCCCAUAUUUAGUUGCUUCCCCGCUAAACAGUUCUGGUUUGGAAUAAAGUCUGUUGCAAGCUUGUCGCCUGCCUAAACUGAUAACCUCUGUGACAUUUUAAUUGGUGUAGUAAGUAGGAUAUCAGAAAUGGAGGAGUUACUACCGGGGUAUGGUUGUAAUCCUGCUGCCCCAUCCUGCACACAUUGGGCGGGAGAGAGAGGGUUCAGUCCCGGAGUGGCCGUGGCCGUGUGUGCUCUUGUUGUUUGUGCUGUUGUUGUUUGUGCUGUUGUUGUUUGUGCUGUGCUGUGUAUAGCCUUGUGCGCCUGCCUAAAGCAAUCGCAAGACCAGCACAAAUGCUACAAACAGUCGGAGAGGAGUGACUCCGAGAAACAACUGGAAACAAGUUGUUUGAAAGCGGAGUUACGGCGAGAGAGAGAGCGGGUGCGUCUAUUACAACAAAAGAAUGAGCUCGUGUUAACCCGAGCGAAAACCCCCGCUAGCGUUGCCCAAUCUCGAAAAUUGAUUGCGGGCAUGGACCCCGAGAACGGGGAUAUCCGGAGAGAUUCUAAUGAAAACAGUGUUGAUGAAGUGGAGGAGGCAAAAGAUGUAAGCCUUCCUCUUAAAACGGAGAAAUAUACAGGUCAGCAUGGCCGAAAACCCCGAACUGCCGUUCAUACCAUCCGGUGGACAGAACAUGAGCUCAGCUGUUUGCAAGAUAAAUUCUCUCGCAAGCCGGGCGAAACGGAAACUGAAUAUCUUUGGCGUGUUUCACUUACGGGGGGUGAUCGGAUAUUACUGAGUAAUGAUGAAGCUGGGGGAUUUUGGGGACCUGGGGUGUUUUUAAGUGGUGGUCCGGAUGGUGAUCGGUCCCUAACAUCUCGGGUGGCUUAUUGGGCUGGCGGCGUGGAUCCCAGGGAACGAGAUGAGCCCGUCACCAUUAGAACAAGAAGGUUGUCGGAGUUGUCUGAGGGCGUUCAAAAAGCUGCUUGUAUACAGGCAAUGUAUGAGAAAGGGCAGCAAGACGUCCCCGUGGCUGCGCCGGUAAAUCCCACCCACCUUCGGCCGCUUAUCAGAGGGCUGCCGAACACUUUAAAAAUAUAUGUCCAGUCCCUCAGGGAAAAAAUUCAGUUGGCUAUAGAACUUAACCAGCAAAAUCCCCAAAAUCCAGUGGCGCAUGUAUUAACCUGGUCUGAAAUGCUACACAGUAUAGUCACCUAUAGACGCGAAAUGGGGUGGCCUGGCCCAGGCGGUGGCAGCACAGACAAAAGCAGGAGGGUCGGGCCAGCCAGGCGCAAACCUCGUCCCAGGUGGCCCCCCCGCGCCCGGGCACACAGAGGGAGCACCGGCAAGCGCCCCCGCUCGGGACCCUGAACCUUUGCAAGAGCAAGUUUACGAUCCAGGAGGGAUCAAAUUGCUCGGGGGAAAAACUGGUUUGGCAACUGCACAUCGUUCUUGAAGAUGGGAAACUUGACCCUUUCGUGUUUCUGCUAGGGGAACAAAACGAAUUAAAAAACUAAAAGCCGCGGGCUGGGACCUCGGGCCGUCCCAACCCACUGAAUAUUUAUUUUCCGAAAUGUCACGGGGUAGAAGCUGCUCAUAGUUUGCUCCCGGGCUGCCGCAGUUUAAAGAGAUUUGUAUUCCGCGGUGCCCUCUGCCAGGCGCAGCAGGACCAGGCAUUGCAGAAGCUAUUGACCGCCUUUGUUAUUCUAAUCCACCUCAUUCAAGGAAGCCAAACAGUAUGAGUGUUGUGGGUUUUGUGAGUUGGUUGUGAGUGUUUUGUGUUUUACCCAUUCCCUGAAAAUAUUCAUGGUAAUAACGGAUCACACUUUACCACCGCAGUGGUUUUAAGGUCGGGCUGGAGGGGAAGGUGUUAAGGGGGUAUUUCAUACACCGUAUUAAAACAGGAAACCCUGCCACAUUAGCAUCCAGUGGAUGAUCCCGGAUUUCUAACACAAAAGCCCGGCUCCAAGGGACCGAGGCCCAUGUCUGUGUUCUCUUGCAGGAUAAUGGAAAGAUGGACUAUCCUGCUCCUCCUACUGAUGGACUGAGGUAUCUACAGACAGGAUGGCAAAAGACUGCAGCUGGGAUUGGGUUGUGGUUAGACUCAAUCUUUGGAAAGCGAGUCACACCAGUGCAAAGCUGACAGGCCAUUCUGGAGGUGAUCCUGCAACUGGCAACACUAAUGUACUGCACACAUGACAGCACAGAGGCUUCCUAAAUCAUCACUUACACAAAAACAACAAAAUGACUAUCCAAAACAAAACAAAAUUGGACUUAAACCUAUUGAAGGAGGAAGGCAUAUGCUGGAAGCUGAAUUUAUCAGUAAACAAUUGCCGUGUCUAGUUCUGAACAUCUCAGUUCUACUACGAGAACAAAUCAACAAAGGACUCUGGGCAAUUGUUGCCGUACUGGGGGCUAAUUGGUAAAAAAAUUGUCUACACAUUUGGUUUUCCUUAUCAGGAUGUCUACCGUAAUUAUUGAAACUUGCAUUGUUCUAUUGUUUCAUUAUUGACAGGUUGAUUAAUUAUAACGUAUAACACCUAAAAUACAUUUGAAGUAUGAUGAUCCACAGUGGGCAUUAAAACUCAUGACACUGUGCCCCCUUUUAACUUUGGAGGCAAGAGGUGACUGCACCACCACUCCAAAGGAACCGGUAGGAUCAUGACUGUGGUCACAGGGUGGAAUGUGUGGCAGGUGCACAUCCCCUGACGAGAUCCGGGGCUUUCAAUAGGGCAGUUGAUGCCUCACUGUGCCUGUGCUCACCUACGCACAGCCAUGUCCCCCCAACCCCGGGGCAUGGUGAAUGUUCACCUCCCCUCAGCUGGGGGAACAGGUAGGGCAGGACCUUCAGUCAUCCUUGGCCAACAAGCAAGAUUCUCAGACAUGGAGGUGCUCAGGCCCAGAGAAGCUUCUGGACCAUGCUCAUAACAACCACAGCCAGAUCCAACCUGGUUAUAAAACAGGGCCCCCGCCGAAGACCCCCUUUGAGUGGUCUUCUCGGAGCAGCGGGUCUGUGAACAGAGCCCUCCCUCAGAUCAGGGACCCCAUCUAAGAAGACUUGGUGGGAUUAAAUGCUCACCUUCUCAUUGGUGAGUUUCUUCUGGAGAUAUUCUCAAAUGAACCCUUGCCCACUCUGGGCAAGCAGUUAUUUCUUCUGGGUACCCCUGAGUGAAAGAGGCCUCUUCUUUCUGUGAGUGAGUGUCUGCACACUGUGGAUCAUUAUUUUUGAGUGGUCGUAUGGAAAUAAUAACCUGAAUUAGUAUAUCGAACCUGCCUGCAGUUUAAUAAAUGUUUCUGAGUGCUGACUGUUUUUGGAUAAACCCUGUAUUUAGUUGUUUCUUCACUAAAUAGUUCUGGUUCGGAAUAAAUUUUAUUGGGAGCUUAUUGUCUGCCUAAAUUGAUUUCAGGGGUGUCUCUAUGACAUGGGAUCAAUAGGUAAUGAAAGCUUAAGAACUGUUACACAGAAAGAGUAACUGUUUUAGGAGCUUUCCAAUCAUCAGUGUUUUAGGUCACGCUUACUUAAGUCAACUUUUUCAAAUUCACCUAGUUUAGUCACCAGCAGUAAAAUUCUGUCUCCUUUGAUUUUGGUUUCAGUUUUUCCAUUUCCUUGUACAGGAUUAAGAUUUCACCUUUAGUCUGUAUUUAGGCAUCUUAAAUGUGUGGUGGUUUUUCAUUUUUUUUUGCACAUGUUGAACACAUAUAAUUUCCACUAAACUCAAUAGAUACCAUAUAUAUGCUCAGCAUUCUUGGCACCUGGAUUGAAUUUUAGAUCUAAUUUGCAGAUGUUCCAUGGAGAUAAAGUUCUGCAGCUACCCAGAAUUAGCAGGAAUAGCUACAUUCAAAUGCUGACUUUUGCAUAUUUUAACCAACUGCUCAAAACUCAACCAAUGAUCAUGUAGGGUUGUUUUUUUGUUGUUUUGUGCUUUUUUUUUUUUCCUUUUUUUCUUGGAACUACCCUAUAUGCUAUUUAGGUUUUCUGUAAUACCUCUGUUUUAAGCAUUCUAACUUGGCAUCUAUGUCUUCAGCUUGUGUUAGCAUAUCACCAGCUAUAUUACAGCUUCUACCAAAAUCACUCUAGCGUAUUCUGCCUUAAAUUUCAUGCAUGCAAAUUUCAUUUGAAUUCUUGCAAUAACAUAGAUCAAUAUACUGAUAUGACCAGUUGUAAUGUUUUACGUUGACCUACACAGAACUUUUCUUUUUCUGAUGUAAACUCUGUCUAUUUUUGAAAUGCUCAUUUUGUUUUAUAGAUACCAGAACUGCUAAGUCUAGUCAUUAGUUUUGCUGUAGGAAUUCUUGAAGAGCUUUAAAAUGUCUCUCAUGAGCUCUUAGAAUGCUAAUGCAGGUGAUCUUUUUACAUUUUAACAGAAAUCAUACUACGCUGGCCAUCAUUUAUGUCAUCUUAAAGUUAUGUUAAUUAGAUUAUGUCACCUUUGCUUUUUUUUUUUUAUUUUUUAAUAAAUAAAAACAUCUGUUUUGUCUGUGAA
This is a messenger RNA of Columba livia (rock pigeon), 12752 nucleotides long. RefSeq names its product NME/NM23 family member 8 (gene NME8). Lineage: Eukaryota; Metazoa; Chordata; Aves; Columbiformes; Columbidae. Gene Ontology annotation, biological process: GTP biosynthetic process; UTP biosynthetic process; CTP biosynthetic process. The transcript has 17 exons. Gene Ontology annotation, molecular function: nucleoside diphosphate kinase activity. The coding region runs from base 344 to 2065 and encodes 573 amino acids. The record is from RefSeq and is a predicted model, not a curated record.